Caenorhabditis remanei is the source of this 1317-nucleotide messenger RNA. RefSeq lists its product as uncharacterized. NCBI's taxonomy places the organism in Eukaryota, Metazoa, Nematoda, Chromadorea, Rhabditida, Rhabditidae. The transcript has 6 exons. The record is from RefSeq and is a predicted model, not a curated record. Gene Ontology annotation, biological process: proton transmembrane transport; proton motive force-driven mitochondrial ATP synthesis. Bases 1 to 1317 code for a protein of 438 amino acids. Gene Ontology annotation, molecular function: ATP binding.
AUGGCUUCGCGUUCGUUGGCCUCUAGCAGCCGUUCGGCGUCUCGUCUUCUUCAAAGCAACGUUCAGAAAUGCGCACUUCCAGCUGCUUCCAUCCGUCUCAGCUCAAACAAUGUAGAGUCCAAGAAGGGAAUUCCCACCGGAGUUGCCACACAACAAGCUGCCGCCGCUGGAAAGGUCUCCGCUAAGGCCACCGCUGCAAACGCUUCCGGACGUAUCGUCGCUGUCAUCGGAGCCGUCGUCGACGUUCAGUUCGAUGAGAACCUUCCACCAAUCCUCAACGGUCUCGAAGUUGUCGGACGUUCCCCAAGACUCAUUCUUGAGGUCUCCCAGCAUCUUGGAGACAAUGUCGUCAGAUGCAUUGCUAUGGACGGAACUGAAGGACUCGUCCGUGGACAGCCAGUCGCUGACACCGGAGAUCCGAUCAAGAUCCCAGUCGGACCAGAGACCCUCGGUCGUAUCAUGAACGUUAUCGGAGAGCCAAUCGACGAGAGAGGACCUAUCGCCUCGAAGCACUUCGCCGCUAUCCACGCUGAGACUCCAAAGAUCGUGGAGAUGUCCGUCGAGAAAGAGAUUCUCGUCACCGGAAUCAAGGGCGUCGAUCUUCUUGCCCCAUACGCCAAGGGAGGAAAGAUUGGACUUUUCGGAGGAGCUGGAGUCGGAAAGACUGUGCUUAUCAUGGAGCUCAUUAACAACGUCGCCAAGGCUGGAAAGAUUGGACUUUCAGGAGGAAUCGUGAAGAAAAUUCUCUGGUUUGCCGUGAUUUUCUCACUCAUCGGAUUAUGUCAAAGUCAAGAUUCCUGUGAUUCUUGCAUUGACAAUAUCGAUAACAUUGGGCUGAAUCUCAAAGCCACUCUUAGCCCCUUCUUCAAAAUGUCUGAGCUUGUGUGCCAGUACACUAGAAACAAGGAUGCGUGCAGGCAGCUGUAUGAGUCAACCCAUAAUCUUACGGAUCAAAUUAUAGAUGUAAUUUUCCCCCGAUUCGAUGCUGUCACCAAUCGUGUCUACAUCUGCUCCACCGUCUUGGAAUGCCCCGAUGUCGAUUCGCUCGGAUUCGAAGUAGUUGAAGGAUUCUGGACAUGCAGGAAAUGCGAAAGCUUUCUCGAGAUGACGAUGAGAAUGUCAGCUGUCAUCCAGUCGCGAUUCUCUCAAGUUAUCGUUAUCAAGAUCUGCAAAAACCAAGCUCAGUGUCUCCAGAAAUACAAUGAAUUCAUGAAGUUUAUCGACCUUUUCCUGUACCCCACCGAAGGAGCUCGGAAAUGGAAUUGCAAAAAUAUUUUCGGAUGUCUCGAUUCGCCAAGUUUGAAUAGUGAUCUAUGA